UGUCGAUAUCCUUGACCAAUUUCAAAGGCGGGAUGUUUGAUUGUUGAAAAUGUAAAAAAAAAAGACGAAGAGUUUUCCUCAAGCAACAUUUUCUAAUUUCAAGAUAACCUGAAAACAUUUUGAAAUUGAUUAUUAAUCGAUUAGGCUAUUCCUCCUUUCUAGGGAACUGGCUGUGAACCACUAAACGGAGCACAAAUUUGCAGAUAAAAUGUUUCCAAGAAAUCCAUCAAAACUUCCAGUUGUCAAAUUGAAAAGUGGACUUGUGAAAAAAGACAUAAAGUUCCCAGCAACAAGUAAAUGUCUUUGGAACCCUACAGAUCAAGGCUCUAUUAUUCCAUUACAUUUUGCACACUAUAGAAAUCCACAGAUACAACUGACAGAGAGGGCAGUGCUGCUAGCUAACCGUCAUGCUUUACAAAGCAAAGAGAACAUCUAUCGUUGCUUCCUUGUGGGCCACUGUUUGCUUAAUACAGAUGAUGAAGGCAUUAUAUUGAUAGUUGAUAGAUUUGACCCAGGUAGCAAUACACCUGGUAGAACAGAGUAUGUGCCAACAACUCUACUCCCAGGGGACUUUGCUGUACCCCUCACUAUCAGCCAGGGAAGUGCAGACUACAUCCCCACCCACUCACAACAGGACAUAACCCACAGUGCAAGGCUUAUUAAUCAUCUAGUUUGCAGUAAGGAGAGCCUAGCAUUUGGCAGGUUACUCCCAUUACGAAUGCACUGCACAUGUUACAACCAUGAUGAUCAUGUGACCAUAGCAAUAGCAAUAAGUUCUGUGACUGUAAGUAAUGAAUAUCAAUUAAGCCCUGUAGUACCAGUUCCAAUCCUUCCUACAGCAUUGGCUCGUAACCUGUCAGGUCCACUGAGCUUGAGUGAGAUACAGAAGACACACAAAAUGGGUUAUAUGACUAUGGACCAAACAAGAAAACUUCUGCUUAUGAUUGAAUCUGAUCCAAAGAUUUCAACUCUACCUAUUGUUGGCCUGUGGUUGAGUGGGAUUUUAUCAGUAUACAGUCCACAUGCUUGGGCAGCCUGCCUGAGAUUCAUGCUCAACAAUAGUAUACAAGAAAGAGUCCUCUCUGAGACUGGAUGUUUUCUUGUGGUGCUCUACACUCCAUCAUCACCUCAACCUGUCUUCUAUCAAUGCCGCCCUCUGGAAGAUGAAAUUUGCUUUCAACUUUAUGAAUGUCAUGAAAACUUGCACUUAAUGAAGAAUUCCAAGAGGUCACCUGUUCUUCUAGAACUGACACCUGCCAAGGAUGGUCCUCAACAGGCAACGUUUCUUGAUGCCAUGCAGAAAUUCAGACCUCAGAGAUCUUCAAGAAAAUCUUCUUUGUCCAAGUCAUCUAAGAUUAUGCCAUCAGCACCUGGUGAAAUUGAGGAACCAAAUCCUCAGCCUAGUCCCAAACCACUUCUUCAUCAGAAUGCAAGUCUAAAGCCAUCUGUUCCCGAGUUAUCUGUGCUAUUUGAUAGUUUUGAUGAAUCUGUUCCCAAAAAUAGUGCACUACAGUCAGGUCAAGUUAACUGUCCAGAUCAGCCAAAUAUUCAUCCACACCUUCAUCCAUACAUGCAUCAGCCAAUGCAUCAAAUGUCACACAAUUCAUCAAGACAUUCACCUGGUCAUGCCAUUACAGACACCAGGCAUCCUCCUUAUCAAAGUGGGAGGAGCUACCAACAUCAUGUUAUUACUCCAGUUACUGGGAGAGGAAUGCCAAUCACUGACACACCCCAUCAUCCUGUGAAAGACAUUAAAUCAAAGAUGAUGCGAGGUAGAGGAUUGCAAAUUAGUUCUCCAGUUCAUCAAUGCCACACAGCACCUGUGAUGCAUACUGGCAUCUCUACUAUGGAAUCUCAGAUUCAUGGUCAUUUAGAUGCCAAUAGACCAGGUAGGAGAAGGAUGUCAGAGCAGAACUAUAACAACAUGCCUUUGAGGGAACAUCGGAGAAUGAGUGCUCCUUCUGCGAAUGGAUGUGCAUGUUCCCAUCAAGGACGCUUGCAGAUCCUGCCCUCCCCAGCAUCGUGUUUAGAAAGUCCAAGUCAUGAAAGGAGCUGUCCCAACAUGCCAGGCACUAAUGCAGUUGAUACAAAAGCUGAUGUGACAGCUGAUCACCAGAGUAAUUUUGUUCGCAGCAGGAAUCCAGCAGGUAGUCAUCAGCCACUAACAUGGCCAAGUCAUUCUACACCAGCAACUACUGGAAACCACUACCGUAGUCAUGAUGAAGAUUAUAAAGGAGUCCAAAAUAGUGCACCUUUGUCAGAAUAUCAAAGAGGUUUACACCAGCACCCAAAACAAAGUAUGCUAUCGCCAGUACAGCAGAAUGAUGCCAGAGAUUGUUCUGGCUCAGCAUCCUGCCAACAUCAUUCAACAGAAAGUUAUGGAUCACACCAUCUGAAUGAAAACCACCCAGCUAGUCAAGAUGCAUCAUGUUUAAGUAAUCAGUCAGCUAGCCGACCUGGUCCUGAUGAACAUACUCUGCAACAGUUGAAAAGACAAGAUGAGUUGAUCAAAGAUCUGCAGGCUCAGGUUCAGAGAUUGUUAUUGGCUCAAGCUCCCCAGAUUCCAGCUCCUUUAACACCACCAGCAACACCAGUACAUCAACUUUAUGACCAGAAAAUACAGACUGCAGCAAAACCAGAUAUGUUGCCUUCAGCAGAAAAUAAAACAGUGUGUAAUAUAUCUGUGAACACUGGGGCUAGCCUUUACUUGGCUAAUGAUGAUGAUGUUCCAAGUCAAUUGGGUAAGGGAGCACUUGAGCAUAACCAGUCUAAAGAUGAACCAAAAGCUAACAAAACCCCUUUAACAGCAACAAAUCAAGGUGUAACUAAAGAAGGAAAUAGUGUACCAUUAGAGAAAAUUCAGACCUCUGGAUCAAACUGUGCAAUAGAUCAUCAGAUUGAAAUGGCAGAGAGCAUCAAGAAUCAAGAUGGUUUAUCAGCAAGAGAAAGCAGCGUCACAGACCUUGAUGAUACUCUGCCUGAUCCGCAGCUUCAAAAUGAUACCAGGAGUUUUGCAUCUUCACUUACUGCUGUUGAUUUACCAAAUUUUAAUGAUGAACAUGUUACCACACCACAGAGACACGUUGAGAAUCUGACCGACAGCAUCACAAGUCCUUUGCUUGGUGAAAGUGCCAGCAUGCUGGUCCGGAGGCCAAAUGCCUUCAUAGAGGGCAGCAUAAUCCGUCAAGCUGAUAGUUUACUCUACAAGGAUGAAGCUAGAUUUUAUGAUGAUUUACUGGGUAAAGUAAAGCAGAUACUGCAGGGAAGCGAGCCAACAGAGAUGAAUACCACCCAAUCAAAACAAGAUACAGAACUUCAUGCAACCUUAGUACAAGAAAAAUUUGAGCAGAAAAAUCAAUCUGAAAGUGAGGUUGAUGAAGAUGAAGAAGAGGAGAAGGAGGAUGAAGAAGAGGAGGAGAAUGAGGAUGAGCUGAAAUCUGGAGAUAGUAUGUAUUUGUCAAUGGAUGUCUUUCCCAAGAUCAACUAUCACUCCAUAAUAGACAUGUCAAUGGACAGUAGUAACCUAAGCAUGGAAGCCAAUGCCAUAGCCAUGAAGUAUCUGAGUGACCAGCAACUCGCUGCUAUGUCUGAAUCGUUCAAGACCACUAAGGAUCCGAGUGCUCGAACAGCAAUUUUGAAUAAGUUAUCUGAUAAAAGAGGGGUGGAUAUAAGUACAGGGGGUGGUGUCAACAUGUCAAUGGCAAGUAUGAAAUACUUGGAAAAACAUGGUCUGCUUGAUACAUCAAUGAACCUGAAUAGGAAAGUAAGUAAAGGAAAAGGAAGAAAAAAGGUAAAACAGAAACCUAAAGAAAACAAGAUUUUAAAGAAUAAACGGAAGCGAGAGGAGUCAUCGAGUGAAGAUGUUGAUUAUUCCUUCAUGGGACAAGGUAGUAUGGUUGAGCCAUUUAUGUUUACUCAGGGUAAUGAGAGCCAAAUAAAUCAAAUUCCAACUACACCCAAACCAAUCCUUGUAUUUGAUAAUCGUAAGCGAGAUUUGGAAAGUGUACAUCCUAAGAAUGUUUCCUGGAACAUUGGAAAUGCAGGUUCACCAAGGACACCACUUCAAACUAUAACAAACAAAGCAGAACCAGAAACAGGACGUGGAGCAAAAGUAGAAGAUGGUGUUAAAAAUAUCUUGGAUGUUAAUCGUUUGAAACAGUUGCCAAAACUUCUGUGAGUGUAAAUUUAGCUGUACAGUAUUUAUUUAGUAAAUUAUGCAAUAAUUAGUAUUCAUUAUUGCAAUUAAAUUAAUUAAUUAAUAAUAAUGUUAUCUUAUAAAGUGCAACAAAUAUCCAUAUACUGUAGAAUGAUCACAGGCGCUAAGAAAAGUCAAAUAUUCUGAAAAAACUUAGUACAAACUCAUUAAAAUCAAUAUACAGUAUUAAGAAACCAAAAAUAAAAAACACUAAAACCUUUUGUAACAUUAUUGCAUGUAUUGGUCUUUAAAUAUAAUUUUGUGUGACUGAAAAAUUGAUAAAUGUGAUUGACUGAUUUAUUGAUAGAAUUUAAUGGAAUGCAAGGUACCACGUAUGGUUGUUUUCAAUAGCAAAUUGAAAAAAAAUAAUUUGAUAUUUAAAAGAUAUAUUAAUGUAACUCCAGAAUAGCAUGUGGAAUGUCUGAUUUACAUGAUUAAAGUGAAACAUUUUCUGAA
Messenger RNA from Anneissia japonica, 4651 nucleotides. Its product is annotated as SCL-interrupting locus protein-like. Bases 209 to 4177 code for a protein of 1322 amino acids. Gene Ontology annotation, cellular component: centrosome; centriole. The record is from RefSeq and is a predicted model, not a curated record. Lineage: Eukaryota; Metazoa; Echinodermata; Crinoidea; Comatulida; Comatulidae. Gene Ontology annotation, biological process: mitotic spindle organization; smoothened signaling pathway; centrosome duplication. The transcript has 16 exons.